This is a messenger RNA of Branchiostoma belcheri (Belcher's lancelet), 6089 nucleotides long. Its product is annotated as leucine-rich repeats and immunoglobulin-like domains protein 3. Lineage: Eukaryota; Metazoa; Chordata; Leptocardii; Amphioxiformes; Branchiostomatidae. Gene Ontology annotation, molecular function: protein binding. The record is from RefSeq and is a predicted model, not a curated record. The coding region runs from base 238 to 3855 and encodes 1205 amino acids. The transcript has 23 exons.
AUGCAUACGGAACGUGGGUGGCUGGCUUCACAUUUCCACAGACUGAAAACCAGCGGUCGGACCUCUCACGCUCUGGACCGAAAUACGCCACAUUUACUGCGAUCAGGGGACGACUGAGGACCACAGCAGAGUUGUAGAGGUAGGAUGUAUCCGAGAAGAGACUGUUGGCGGUGAUUGGAACUCGUGAGCCGCGGGAGAACCGGAAUCGGGAGAGACUCGGGCGAGCGGCGGCCCAACAUGGCGGCUGCGUUGUUGUCCUUGCUCCGCUGGGCCUUUGUUGUACUCGCGGCCCUUCUGUCGGCCGGAGCCGAUGCCCAGAACACCCAGUGUCCCUCCGAGUGCUCCUGUCAGGGAUUCCUGGUGGACUGCAGCAAUCGGAGGCUUCGCCACAUCCCGACGCGGCUGCCCAGCUGGGUCCAGAUUCUGGAGCUACAGUCAAAUCAGAUAUCCACAAUCCCUGAGGACGCUUUCAGUGGACUAGACAACCUUCAACAAUUAGAUCUGAGCAAUAACCAGUUGAGAAUACUAAAUGCCAGUGUGUUCCGAGAUCUCAAGGGACUGCGGGAAUUGAAAAUUGACCACAAUCAUCUGACGGAAUUCGUGAAUGUUGGCGCCUUUGCUCCAAACCUCACCGUUCUUAGCCUAGAUCUGAGCAAUAACCAGUUGAGAAUACUAAAUGCCAGUGUGUUCCGAGAUCUCAAGGGACUGCGGGAAGUGAAAAUUGACCACAAUCAUCUGACGGAAUUCGUGAAUGUUGGCGCCUUUGCUCCAAACCUCACCGUUCUUAGCCUAGAACACAAUCAGAUAUCUUCUCUUCCUCCCGGGGUUCUGAGCAACUUCACGUCAUUACGGCAGCUUUACCUCAGCCACAACAAGAUCUCGGCCAUCCUUCAAGGCACCUUCCCCACCGGACUCCCCCUUUAUACGCUGGAUCUGAAUAAUAACAAGAUAUCUGGUCUGACAAAAGGCUGCUUCGACAACCUGACUCACUUAGAAACCCUCCGACUCAACAAGAACAGGAUCUCUCGAAUCCCGCCGAAAAUGUUCAAACUCCCGUCACUGAAGUCCCUCGAGCUGAACAGAAAUCGUAUCAAGAAGAUCGAGGGUCUGAGCUUCCACGGGCUGGAGUCGCUUCAGGUGCUGCGUCUGAGGAGGAACCACAUCUCUACACUCAUGGACGGGUCCUUCUGGGGACUCAGCAACAUUCAACAGCUCCAAAUGGAUGGCAACAACCUGACCUCCAUCACCAAGGGAUGGCUCUACGGCCUCUCCAAGCUACAGCAACUGACUCUGAGCCGGAAUGCCAUCAAAGUCAUUGAAUCAGAGGGUUGGGAUUUCUGCAAGGAGCUGUGGCAUCUGGACCUGUCCCACAACCAGUUGAUAGCGAUCGAAAACGGCGCCUUCUCGCGUCUCUCCAAGCUGCAACUCCUCGACCUCAGCAACAACAAGAUUUGUGACAUUGCUGAGGGGGCCUUCCAGGGGCUGUCCUCUCUGCAGACUUUAGAACUGAAGUCCAAUGAAAUCUCCUGGGCAAUCGAAGACAUGAAUGGGGCCUUUUCUGGACUACGUGCUCUUAACAAGCUCAACCUGGACAGGAAUCACAUCAAGUCCAUCGCGAAGCGUGCCUUCAGCGGGCUGGACGGUCUGCGCAAGCUGGACCUGACCGACAACGACAUCUCCUCCAUCCAGCCGGACGCCUUCGCUGGCCUGAAGCUGCUGGAGGAGCUGCGCAUGAACUCCAGUAACCUCAUCUGCGACUGCCAGCUGAAGUGGCUGCCCCGCUUCCUCAAGGAGAGCGGCUUCGGGAACACCGUGGACGCAAAGUGCUCCCACCCGGAGGAGCUCAGGGGCGUCAACAUACUGCAAGUGAAGGACUUUACCUGUGAUGACCAGCCCAAGCCCACCAUCACCACCCACCCAAAGACAACCACAGCUCUGCGGGGAGACAACGUCACCUUGCUCUGCGCCGUCACCAGUAUCGCAGCUUCUCCCAUGCACUUCGCAUGGAAGCACGACAACAAGGUCAUUGAGAACGCAGACAUUGAGAACUAUGCGACGAUGGCCGACGGUAACAUCGUGAUGGAGUACACGUCCAUCCUGAAGCUGUGGAACGUGGACGACUCGACGGAGGGCAGAUACCAGUGUGUCAUCUCCAACCACUUUGGCCCCCUGUACUCCAACAAGGCCAAGCUGACUGUGCAUGUGUUCCCCAAGUUCACCAACCCACCUCAGGACUUCACCGCUCGAGCCGACGGCACAGCGAAGCUCCAGUGUGCCGCGAUCGGCCAGCCUGCGCCGCAGAUCGCAUGGCAGAAGGAUGGGGGAACGGAUUUCCCGGCGGCGAGGGAACGGCGGAUGCACAUGAUGCCGGAAGACGACUUCUUCUUCAUCGUGAAGGUGAAGACUUCCGACAUGGGCGUCUACACGUGUACUGCCACCAACGAUGCAGGGACCAUCACAGCCAAUGCAACCCUCACCGUACUAGAAACUCCCACCUUUGUGAGACCGUUGGAAGACACUGAGACCAUGGAAGGGGAGACCACCGUGCUGGAGUGCCUGGCCGCGGGAAGCCCCCAGCCCUCCGUCAGCUGGAAGAAAGACGGCGACGAGGUACCGAAGACCAACCGCCACUUCCUCACAGCCAGCAACCAGCUCCUGAUCAUCAUGCACACAGAGCCGGGAGACGCGGGGAGGUACGAGUGUGAGAUGUCCAACACUGUCGGCACCAAGAGGGAGUCCGCAAGCUUAACUGUUGUACCAGGUGUUAACCCGACCCAAGUCCUGGCAAGCGAGGGGGUGGCCCAGGAGAGCACCACAACAGGCAUCAUCAUCAUCUCCGUGGUCUGCUGCGUGGUGGGGACGUCCCUCGUCUGGGUCAUCAUCAUCUACCGCACGCGGGGCAACAAGGAGGAGUACAGCCAGACCAACACCGACGAGACCAACCUCCCGCCCGACAUGCCCGGAUCCAACUUCAGACUCUCCCAGGAGGGCGUGGAUGGGGGUGGCCAGGACCCCGCAGCACAGCACGGACACCAGCCUCCCCAUCCAGGCCCCCGCCUGCAACACCCCAGCGCUACAAACAGUUUAGGGCGGAGAGCAGACAGCGGUAGUGACGCCGUGUCAGUAGAGGUCCCCUGUAGCAGAUAUCCCUCCAGGCUGCGCUCGGCGGCCAUUUUCCCCAGUGAUGCGCCGGAAACACAGUUGUCACCUUUAACACAACAUGAGCAAGCUCUCGCAGAGCACUCAGGUAACAGUAUUACUUCUAUCCCCCUGCCCGAAGAGGUGGCGAACAGCCAAGGGGACGUCAACCAGAACACGACGACACACAGUCCGCUGCGGACGUUCCGACCGAUCCACUCGCCGAGCGGGGAGGAGAACGAGGCACAGCUGCAGGAGAAGGGCGGCGUGGAGCGCUACCACCACCCCUCAGGGUCAUCAGGGUCCUCGUCUUCGCCUGAGGAGAGGAGACGACACCACCACCACCGGUCACGAGACCGCCUGGUACCGGACCUGUACCACCGCGCUGAGCCGCCCGGCAGCGAUGACAUGGACGUGGAGAGCGAGGCACAAACAUAUAGCUCGUCGUUGUCAAGUAAUAGUUCCCAAGGCUUGCCAAGGUUUCCUAAAGACGUCCAGUCAGAAUUCAACCCCCCUCCCUCCCCCCUCACGAGAUCGAGGUCGUCGCCGAUAGCUGCAGUGGUGCCCCCCCACCAGUCUCCUGUAUAUAGAUACCCCUACCAGCAACACAGCAGCGGCGCGUCACAAUACAACAACCCAACAGAAGCCUUCCCAAGCAGUAAAAGUCUAAUUCUCACAAUGAAUAACCACAGAAUAGGCCGAGAUGUGACGUUGUAAAGUGUACAUAACUUAUUGUAAUGUAAUAAUGAUUUCCCUGUAAACUUCCCCCCCUGCUUGUAACUUGUAUGAAAAUUUCCUUUUAUGUUGUUUGUAAUGUAAUAUAUGUAUAUUGAUACGUGCUAAUCUAUUUUAUGAAAAGACGGGUAACUUGCUCCCAAGGUGGCAUUAUCCGUUGUUGCAAAACUGGGAUGUGUUGUCAUUUUUUGUGGAAUAUAUUUUAGUGAUGUCAGAGAGAAAAGAAAAGCUUUUACUCUGUGGAUAAGCUUUUUGCCUCCCUAGGAGGUACUCCACUGUGUAUAUGUGACGUCAAAGAGAUUUUUAUUUCCUGUUUUUAGCCCUGGCUAGUAUUUUAUUUUGUACAUGUAGAAGAGGCUGGCUUCUGCCAUUGCCGAGAGCUUGCAAAACAAUGCUGGAUGUAGUGAUACACUAGAAGCUUUAGCAGACUAUUUGUGUUCUGGUUGCCUUAUUUUCUUUUCUACAAAUGUUGCGGAAACAGUGCUUUAUGGAGUCUUGGCAGAGCAAAACAAAAAAAAUUGAAAGAGAGCAACAAUGGAAGGUCCGAAGCAGCAAAUCCCACAAAUGUGUUACAAAUUUGUUUCACGAGGGACGCAACAAUGGUGCCUUCGUGCCUUUAAAGGCUUUAACACUGAUUUUUACAAUGCAGUAAUUGUACUUUGUUUUAUCCUGUUUAAAGAGAUGAUUUCUUGAAAUAGUGUGCCAGAAGUGAGAGAGGAAUUCUAAACAAUGACGAAUCAAUGUCGGAAUUUUGCAGGGUCAGAGAGUACGCGGCGACAAAUUCAAUUUGUCUGCUGCAAGGAGAAAGAAAAAUCCAAGCUGAGAGGAAAAACAUGUUUUCAGCGUAAAAACUAAAUUUUUUGGUACCAACUAGUUAAGGGACAUCAUGUAGUAAUAAUUCGAAGUACUCAGUAUUUAGCAAUGUAAGUGAAAUUCUCUAAAACGGUAGUUGAAUGAUGAUGUAGUUGAAAUCUCACCAAGUGAUGCUUGUAUGUUACUGUUGGUAGAUGCAGUGGUCUUUCAGAUCACACUCUGUUCUGUACCGAUCUCUGCCUCCCCAGCUUGGGUUUAAAGGAAAGCUGCGGCCUCUUAUUUACAUAGAAUGAUGAUGAUGAUGAUGAAUUGAUGAUGCAUGCUGGGUGUAACACUUGAUGUAUAUGAUGUAGUAACAAGGUGUGUGCUUGUUAACCAACCGUACCACACGCUAAAACAACCUGUUAGACUAAUGUUUAAUGAUGAAAUCACGGUGAUGUUGAGACAGUUUCGCCCUUAUUUCCGAAUAUGGACAAGACGUUACCCUAUUUCCCGACAUCCUCUGUUCCCAACUACCUCAGCUGUUUAAGGCAGAGGACUGUGGGACUUGGGUAACCCACCUGGCAGUGUGGUAUGGUUGUGUAACAUUGUUGGAUGGAAAUUUUGUGAAAAGUGCUCCAAGAUGGCCGUUCUCCCACUGCACUGUCCCAAUAGCAAAGCCCUUCUCUGUGUAGCAAAAACAAAUACAUCGCAAAUGCCUUGUAGCAAGCAAAAUGCAACAUUACCGAGCAAAGGAAACCAUAGCAAAUUGUGGCAACGAAAACUGUUACGUUGUCACAACACCAGGGCCAUCCGGGAGUGCUUAGCGGGACGGCAGCCCAUUUCACACUCACAGUAUUUGUGAUAGUCGUGCGCAUCAUACAUGUAGUCAUGUCCCUUUGCUUCCCCAUCCAUUUUUCCCCAGCUCGGUACUUGCAAAGCCAGUGCCUCUUGCCACGCGCACGCACGCACGCGCGUGUGUGGCAGACACAGGGCCGAGCAGGUACGGUGUCACCAUGCAGUGGGUCGAGUUACGACCCGGGUGGGACUUGCAGGGCACGGCAAUACCUCGUGCCGUACUGGUGCUAGUACGCUUGUGUAGAAUGCCGAUAACAGGGUUGAUAGAGAUUAUUAAUAUUAAUAUUAUUAAAAAAGAGAAGUAUGUGAAGAAAGGAUUACGUACGGUAUGCCCUGCCCUGAGAGUCCCACCCUAGGAAUGUGAGAGUUAUUUUUAUAGGCAGGCCUAUCCACCCAUGUUGUGUACAUACAUGUAUCCAUUGUCACUGUUCAUUAACAAGACAAGCAAACCCUAAUGUCAUAUUUAUUGUAUACAUCUUUAACAUGUGUGAUGUCUACAAAUGGACAUUCAAAAUUUAUUUGUAUAGCAUCUCAAGAAGUAUUAAAAAAUGGUCCUCAUGUUGAAA